UGUUUUGUUUCGGCUGUACAACUGAAGAAGGAGAAGAGUCUGUGCUCCAGGCCUCGGACCCGGAAGUUUACAGACAGCGAUAUUUAAUGUGUAAAGGUUUAAUGUUCUAAACAUGUCGGAGAUGUUAGUGAGGGGGAUGGAAGAAGUGUCUCUUAUUCAGUCGGAGGAAGAGGAGAAGGGGAACAGACGGAGUUUUCUGCUUAUUGAUGAGAAUGAAAGUCUGCAGGUGGAAGAUGAAGGCCGGUUCCUGAGGAAACUGGGCUGCAGUGCGGCUGAAGGAGUCAAAGUGCUCUCCAUCUUCGGCAACACCGGCGAUGGCAAAUCUCACACGCUCAACCAUGUUCUGUUUGACGGCGAGGACGUGUUCGCCACGUCUCCCUCUCCCGCCUCGUGCACUAUCGGAGUGUGGGCGGCCUACGAGCCUCUUCUGGGCCUGAUUGUGCUGGACACCGAGGGUCUGCUGGGGGCGGCCACACACCAGAACCAGCGAAUGCGCCUGCUGUUAAAAGUGCUGGCCGUAUCCGACGUAGCCUUGUACCGCACGCGUGCAGAGCGUCUGCACAACGACAUGUUCCACUUCUUCGGAAGCGCUUCAGCUGCGUAUCUGAAGUACUUCACACCUCAGCUGCGUGCUCUGUCCAGUCGCUGUGGGCUCGAAGUCCCGCUCUCAAACCUCGGUCCAGCGGCGGUGGUGUUCCAGGAGACCUCACGUACUCAGCUGCUGGGUCAUGAUACCACCGUCCCAGCAGACAUUGUGCUUCAGAAGCGUUUCCAUGACCUGGGCCUGAGCACAGAAGCGUUCAGCUCGGUGCAGUACGUGGGCACGCAGACCAUCACACCUCCUACAGACUUCUCUCAGCUGAAGGACACCAUCACAAAGCAGGUGAAGAGCACAGCGUCACGAGCCCCGCGCCAGCCCAACAUCGUCUUCAGCGCACUGCAGGCCCUGAGCGAUCGGUUCUGUGGAGAUAUCGCCGAUGAUAAAAUUAGCAUGUACUCGUUCUUCCCUGAUGAGUAUUUCACCUGCCCUUCUGUCUGCCUCAGCUGCAGCAUUCGCUGUAAGAACGGCAUGAAUCACCAGAAAGACCGAGUGCCUCACAUGGCAGAUGGACUGUGUCAGUACACUCAUCAGUACAACAACAAGGUCCUCAUAUGUAAGAAAUGUUAUGAAGGAGGCAGAGAAGUGAUCGUUGUCCCCAAAACAUCAGCCUCCUCUGAUAACCCCUGGUUCGGUCUGGCGAAGUACGCCUGGUCGGGGUACGUGCUGGAGUGUCCACACUGUGGCAUCAUCUACAGGAGCAGACAGUACUGGAUGGGGAACCAAGACCCCGAGAGCACCGUAGUGCGCACUGAGGUCAAGCACGUCUGGCAGGGGUCAGAAGUAUUCCAGGCAGACCACCAGAACGCGGCCCAGCGAGUGUUAGAUGGUGUAAACUACGUCCUCCAGUCAGUCUCAGAGUACAGCUCUGGUCCCACUAAAGCAGUCACAACCUGGAUCACAGAUCAGGUGGCGCCGCCUUACUGGAGACCAAAUACUGAAAUUACAGAGUGUCACGGCUGUAAACGCUUGUUCGAGGAGGUGGAGAGGAAGCACCACUGCCGUGCCUGCGGUGAGGGUUUCUGUCAGGCCUGCUCUACCCGCAGCAUGCCCGUGCCCGAGAGAGGCUGGGGCAAGAACCCUGUGCGAGUUUGUGACUCCUGCCACCAGAGAGGAUCAGCUCCACAAGCUGUCAAGGCAGCGGAGCAGACGGAGCCAAAGGCACUGGUGGCCCGCAGGGUGACGGAGGUGGCGCAGUCUACGCUGGACAUCGUCUCCACUGCAGUAGACUACUCUCUGUGUUUUGUAAAAGGUGUAGCCAGACCUGACUACUGGGUUCCAGACCACGAGAUCACGCAGUGCCACCAGUGUACCAAGGCGUUCAGCUCCAGCGUGUCCAAGCACCACUGCCGUGCGUGUGGUCAGGGUGUGUGUAGUGUGUGCUCGUCUCAGUGCCGCCCCGUGCCCUCCCGCGGCUGGGAUCAUCCGGUGAGGGUGUGUGAUGCCUGCGUCACUCAGUUAGACUCCCAGUGAGUCCGAAACUGGUGGCACACUAAAACCCUGUGGCUCUCAGAAUUCCGCCAUUUGUUCCGGUGUAUUUUACCUGAAGGCAUUAAUCUAAAACAUCAGUAAGAUGAUGUACACGGAUGCCGUCGACGAACGCUGAAUUAAUCAGUAGCUUUUAAAUCCCUCUGCUUUGCUUUGGGAUCAGAUUCCUGGGCUUUCCAGUGCCUCCCCUCGUGUAUCGUCCUAUAGCACGAUGUUUAUUACUCUCUCAGCACUACAGCUUGUAGUUUAAUGUUCAUAAAGAACAUUUUCAGGAGAAUUCAGGGCAGGAAAAUUCCCACUGUGAACAUGUAAUGUUUAUUACAGGGUGGGUGUGACGGAGCGGCGUCACUCGGACGCUCGUCACGAUAAAUCAGGUACUUAUCAAUAAUCUGCGGGUUUCUGCACCACGCAAACGUAUCGACAUAUAAUAAAGAAAAAAAAUGCACUGAUUAAAGACCUGUUUGUGUGGGUGAUUUAAUCUGUCCAGAAUAACACACCCACUUAGAAGCCCCGCCCCCUCCGUCUCAUCGCAAACCGGUAUUCUCUCGAUCUAAAAGUUUGUGGUGAAGGUUUAGAGACUGGACAAUGAAUUUAAUUCGUGUAAUUUAUCCGUCAAGUACAACAAAAUAUAUCCAGGCAUCAGUUCAGUGUGUUUAGAAAACACGACGUGGGAUUUAUUCACUUUAUUCCCCUUUGCAGUUGCAGGUCGGUUCAGGACAUUAACGCAGUCUGUCUCUGGGCUUCUUCUUGUUUACAUUUUACUGAACACUAUCGUGUGACCGUUAUUUGAUCAGAUCUACAGAGCAGGAAGGUGUGGAGUCAGAGGCUUGAUCACUACUGGAGAAUGAACCUGUUAGGUUAUUGGUGCUUGACUGUGUGGUACAGCAGUGCUGUCACCGAGCACAUGAUCAACACACUGCUGAGUUAUGCAACCAUUAAUACACACACUAACACAGCUGCCUUGCUUUUUAACUUUGUUCAGUCGGAGGUGUACGAGAUCACGUCUGCUCCGUCAGGGUCUCCUGUAGACAUCGUUGAGGGUCAUUAUGUCUGUUCCUCGGUGACCAUAUAUAUAUAUAUAUUACACUGCGACUUGGAAACGUUCACGCAGUUAAACAGUCCAUCGAUCUACACUAUUAAAUGAGUCGGGUGUGUUCGUCUCUCUUCCUCGGUGGACCUACAGGCUUAAGAAGUCUUUCUUAAGGCUUAAGAUCAGUUAUGACAAUUGUCUUCAUGGUUAAUUAGCGUAAACUCCAACUGUACACACCUCUAGUUAUGCAGUAUCACAUGAGCCAGAGCUCAAAGCCACAGGCUGCAGGGUAGAAUUUCUACAGGUGCCAAUAAUUUCUCUUGCGUUUCUCUAAGCAAAUUAACCACAAAGACAUGUUUUCUUAGCCCUCUAACGGGGUGCCAAUACUUCUGGAGCUAUUAUUAUUAAUUAGAAGGCAGCAGCUAAAGCUGUAUCUGGAAAUAAACUUCAGUGGAUGAAUCUGUAUUCAUCUGUAGGUAGGAAGGGGCGGGGAUUCAGAUCAGCAGCCAAUCACAGUCGAGGAAAGUAACAUCUCACACCACCUGAAGAUGUUUCAGUAAGAGUGUGUAUCGAGAUGUAGCUGAGAUUUUCUUACAGUAAAGUAGGCGUGUCUUCAUAAUUAGUCAUUUUAUUAUUAAUAAUAAUAUUAAAAAAUGUUUUAAUGUUAGAUUUACACAGAAGUAGCUUUUGAUGUCCUGCUAGUUUAGUGUGUGGGUGUGUGUGUGUGUCAGUGUGUGUGGGUGUGUGUUGGUUGUUCGUGUGUGUGUCGGUAUGUGUGUAGGUGUGCGUGUGUCAGUAUGUGCUUGAGUGUGUGGGUGUGUGUCGGUGUUUGUGCGGGCGGGCGUGUAUGUCGGUAUGAGUGUGUGGGUGUGUGUGUGUGUGUGUAUGUAUGUGUGUGUGUGUGUGUGUGUGUGUGUGUGUGUGUGUGUGUGUGUGUGUGUGGAUCCUGUUUAGAUGUUCCUAUCUCCUGGCUCUGUAAUGUGUUGAUCACAGGAUCAGCAGCUCGAGGUUCUGCAUCAAUAUAUUGCACUUUAACUAGUUAUUUAAUCUUUUCUGCCAUUAUAGAGCAAAAUAUUAUAAACAUAUAAAGAUAUCACCACAAUCAUCUAGCACAAACCAGUCCGUUACUGGUUCAGUCCCAGCAGGAUGAAUCCUGGUCUCCUGACCACACCUCUGUCUGACUCAGCAUCUGCUCUGGAGCUUCUCACACCCGAGUACCAAAGCGAGUGGACGUCAUGAUCAGAACAUCUCUCCACCUUCUGGUCCUGUCACAUGUUUAAAAUGCUCUUCAUCUGGUUUACGGGCAGCACUUUAUCUGUUUAAGCAAUUUAACGGAAUAUCUGGAAAAUUCUUUUUGUAAUUUCCAAACUGUGGACUGGAACAAAUCCUACUGGACUUUUAUGAUGUAAUUAACCAAAUAAUUCUGUUGGUCAUGUAUUAAGUUUUAUAAUCCACUCUUAACUUUUAUGAAUAUUAAAGAAUAUGAUGAGAUCAAA
Tachysurus fulvidraco (yellow catfish) is the source of this 4612-nucleotide messenger RNA. Its product is annotated as zinc finger FYVE domain-containing protein 1. The transcript is spliced from 11 exons. NCBI's taxonomy places the organism in Eukaryota, Metazoa, Chordata, Actinopteri, Siluriformes, Bagridae. The record is from RefSeq and is a predicted model, not a curated record. Gene Ontology annotation, molecular function: metal ion binding. The coding region runs from base 113 to 2071 and encodes 652 amino acids.